GGUCCAACUCCAAGCUACACUACUCUUCUAAGCCAGAGGCCAUUUCUUUUUCUUUUCUAGCCUCUGAACAGUGAAGUCUCUCUCUUCUUUUGUCUUUGUUGUGUAGCUUUUCAAAACCCGAAAAGCACAUUUCUCUAUCUUCAUGUUUUUCUCUUAUUAAAGAAGAAAAGAAGAAAGAAGAGAGAAAAGCCAAAAACCAUGAAGCUUCUUCUUCUCGUUCUUCUUGUGCUACUUCUACUUGUUUAUUCUGAUCCCUUUCGGGUUGGUGCCACACCGGUCCUUCUUGUUCCCUCGCCAGCUUUCUCACCCAAUUCUCCUGUGUCUGCAACAAUGGCUGCUCCUACUGUUGCCUACUCUCCUGGAGUUGGAGAAGCAGGUCAAAGGCACUCUAUGGAUUCUCACAGGAAAAUUCUUAUUGCCCUUAUUGUUGCUUGUACUACUCUUGGCGCAAUCAUAUCGUCAUUGUUAGGCUUGUGGAUUUAUCAUUGCAAGUGCUCUCGGAAACCUCAUAGGAGAACUGGGCGAAGCUCAGAUGGUGAAAAGGGGCUUUCAUUAAAUCCAUUUUUUGCUCAAUUCAAUUCCUCAAGGAUGAUUGGAAAGAAGGGAUCUGUUUCAUUGGUUGACUAUAAGCUACUAGAAAAAGGGACUGAAAACUUUCGAGAAAGUAAUAUCUUGGGCGUGGGUGGUUUUGGACGUGUUUACAGAGCUCAAAUGGAUGAUAACUUGAUUGUUGCCGUUAAAAAGAUAGAGUGCCAAAGUCACGAUGCCGAGAAAGAGUUUCAGAAUGAAGUGGAUUUGUUGAGUAGAAUUCAGCAUCCGAAUAUUAUUUCUCUAUUGGGUUGUUGUAGUCAAGGCGAUGCAAGGUUCAUUGUUUAUGAAUUGAUGCAAAAUGGAUCUCUAGAGACACAAUUGCAUGGACCCUCCCAUGGUUCUGCAUUAACAUGGCAUAUGCGGAUGAAGAUUGCUCUUGAUACAGCAAGAGGAUUAGAAUAUCUGCAUGAACACUGCCACCCUUCAGUGAUUCAUAGAGAUCUGAAAACAUCUAAUAUUCUUUUGGAUGCCAACUUCAAUGCCAAGUUAUCCGAUUUUGGUCUUGCUGUUGCUGAUGGGACUCAAAACAAGAAUAAUAUCAAGCUCUCAGGCACAUUGGGCUAUGUAGCUCCGGAGUAUCUGUUAGAUGGUAAGUUGACUGAUAAGAGUGAUGUCUAUGCAUUUGGAGUUGUUCUUUUGGAGCUUCUGUUAGGUCGAAGGCCGGUAGAGAAACUGGCACCAGCUCAGUGCCAAUCUAUUGUCACAUGGGCCAUGCCACAGCUUACUGACAGAUCAAAGCUUCCAAAUAUUGUAGAUCCAGUGAUAAAAGAUACUAUGGAUCUUAAACACUUAUAUCAGGUUGCUGCCGUCGCAGUGCUGUGUGUGCAACCAGAGCCAAGUUACCGGCCCCUGAUUACAGAUGUUCUGCACUCUCUUAUUCCUCUAGUUCCUGUUGAGCUUGGAGGGACACUGAGAGUUACGCAACUUGUGGUUUCAGUAGGAUCUGCAGUGCAUUCUGAUCACUGACAAUGAUAAACCUCAAGAGUUGGUUGUUUGAUGAUGACUCUCCAACAGUUUGAGGGGUUUAUCCCACUGCUCAAAGUACAAUUCAAAAUUUAUGACUUUGCUUGGCUUGCCGAGAUGAUUGUUUUCUGGGAGAUCAUUGUCUUCUGAUGAGGGCAAUGUUGGCUUGGUUGAAAGGGAAAGGACUAAUAUUUUUUGGGAUCAGUUAUCACAUUUGUAAAUUAGAGUACAUUGUUUUGAGCUAGUGGAAUCUGUGUAUACGAGGGGACAAAGUCAAACUGUCAUUUACCUUAUUAUGUAUUGGGAUAUUUGCAGCAUAAGUUUCCAAAGUUUUGGAUUUCUAUGCGGCAUAGACUCAAUAUUUUUUUUUUU
This is a messenger RNA of Humulus lupulus (European hop), 1926 nucleotides long. RefSeq names its product probable receptor-like protein kinase At1g80640. Gene Ontology annotation, biological process: protein phosphorylation. Lineage: Eukaryota; Viridiplantae; Streptophyta; Magnoliopsida; Rosales; Cannabaceae. The record is from RefSeq and is a predicted model, not a curated record. Gene Ontology annotation, molecular function: ATP binding; protein kinase activity. The coding region runs from base 199 to 1557 and encodes 452 amino acids. The transcript is spliced from 10 exons.